AUGGAUAGUGGUCAACAAAUAUGUCACGAAUGUGAUUCCCUGUUGAGAAUAGGCGGCACUUUGAAAAGACUCAACCCGUCGCAAUUGGGACUUAUAGUCAAUACGCGGCAGAAUUCCGAGUUCAAGAAAGCUGAUAAGGAGAGAUUGAAUGAUUUGCAACCUCUGGAUUACUUGACCAAGGAAAAGUUGAGCAUUUACAACCAGCUCCCCAGGAACGCCGAACCUAUGUAUCUCAAGAGCUAUUUUGAAAGUGAAGAUGAAGACGACGAUGAAGACGAUGACGAUGACGAGGAAGAAGAAGAUGACGAUGAAGAUGAGGGCGUGGAAGUGGAAGUGGAGGCGGAUGAUGACCACCACAACGCCACCGGCUCCACGUCGAAUACAAACUCGGAACUAAACUCCUAUCUAGUGGUUAAUGAAGAUGAUGUCGAUGCCUUGAAAGAACAAGCAGACGCAGACGGAGAAGCAGGAGCAGCAGGAGGAAACCUCAAGAAGCCGGAUCACGGCGAUGAGGAACAUUUUGAAAUUAAAAUCUCCAGCCGAAUCAAGACAUUGAACAAGAUAUUCAGAAUUCUUUCCAACACCCAGGAUAUAGACCAUCCUCUAAGCGUCGACUGCGCACAUUUACUACUAGAAAACUUCAAAUUGAAAUUCGAUCAAAGCCAAAAGGAGAAAGACCAGUAUUUGAGUUUCCUAAAGAAGUUGAAGAUCCAAGAUGCAAAACUCAACUUAUAUGACGAACACGGGAAUGUCAAGACCCAGUUUGAAAACCAAGAGUUGGACGACUCCCUUCAGCACUCUUUACAGGAGUUUCUGCGGCUUGGCCAAUUGGAAAGCGAACGACUACAAGAGUUGCGGCAACUAGAAAGCGACAAGUCGAAUUUGGAACAGCAAUUGGCCAAGAAUGAGGCCGAGUUGGAAGAUAUCACCACUAACCAGCUCAAUGCGAUUAUAAGACUACGAAACGAGCUCCAGUUGAACUUGAUGGAUAAACAAAACAAACUAGACCAAUUAAACGCAUCCUACCAAUUCCAAUUGAACAGAAUCGACGAGUUGCGCAGCUCCAAUGUCUACAAGAUGAUGUUUGAUAUCAAUUUGGACGAAAAGUACGGCAAGAUCAACUCCUUCCGCCUCGGGUACAAGAUUGUUUGGCCCGAGAUCAACGCGGCAUUGGGCCAGAUUGUCUUGCUCGUUGCCUUCAUCUUGAGGAGAUUGAACUUGAAACUCCCCUCGUAUAGAGUAGUGCCCAUGGGCUCGCAAUCGCACAUUGUCAAGUUCACCGAGCUGGAAAACGGCACCAAAACAAAAAAAGUUUUGAACUUGUACUCGUCAGACGAGUUUACUUUGGGAAGACUAUUCAACUUUAACAAGCUAGACGUGGCGAUGAUUGCGUUGUUGGACAUAUUGGCCAUCAUCGUCGAAAGGUUGGCUGAAAUAGAUAACGAGCUCGAAUUGCCCUACAAAAUAAGAAACGAUACGAUUGGAGGCAAGAGUAUACGUGUCACCUCAAACUCGGAGUGGACACAGGGCUGCAAGAUGCUUCUAACCAACUUGAACUGGAUCUUGACCUUUGUAGGUGUCCAUACCCACACUGAGUGA
This is a messenger RNA of Lodderomyces beijingensis, 1599 nucleotides long. The record is from the annotation of a GenBank genome assembly. NCBI's taxonomy places the organism in Eukaryota, Fungi, Ascomycota, Pichiomycetes, Serinales, Debaryomycetaceae.